Trachemys scripta elegans is the source of this 3738-nucleotide messenger RNA. RefSeq names its product phosphofurin acidic cluster sorting protein 2-like. The record is from RefSeq and is a predicted model, not a curated record. The transcript is spliced from 24 exons. Gene Ontology annotation, molecular function: transmembrane transporter binding. NCBI's taxonomy places the organism in Eukaryota, Metazoa, Chordata, Testudines, Emydidae. The coding region runs from base 267 to 2669 and encodes 800 amino acids. Gene Ontology annotation, biological process: protein localization to plasma membrane.
GUGCUGUACAGACAGAACAAAAAGAUGGUUCCUGCCCCUUGACCCUUACGGCCUAAGAAAACGGGUGACAGAUUGAUACAGAAGGACCAGCGGGGGAGUACCAGGAAACACGGAGAUGAUAUUGGCUCUGCAGCCUGCGCUUGAAGAAGCUCACCGUGCUGAGGGAGCUGGACAAGGAGCUGAGCUCGGUGCUCAUCGCUGUGAAGAUUCAGGGUUCAAAGCGAGUCCUGCGAUCCAAUGAAUACGUCCUUCCACCCGGGGGCCUGAUGGAGACUGACCUGGAACUGACUUUUUCUUUACAGUACCCGCAUUUCCUGAAGAGAGAUGGCAACAAGCUGCAGAUUAUGCUGCAGCGAAGGAAGAGGUACAAGAACCGCACAAUCCUGGGCUACAAGACUCUGGCGGUGGGAGUCAUUAACAUGGCGGAGGUGAUGCAGCACCCCACGGACGGAGGGCAGCUUCUGGGCCUCCACAGCAACAUGAAGGAUGUGAGCGUCCGAGUGGCUGAAAUCAGCAUCUACUCCCUGUCCAGCCAGCCCAUUGACCACGAAGAUGGCAGCGUCCCCUCCGGCCCCAAAAUCAAAGCCUCGGAUCGCUCUCCAGACAUGGAUAACUACUCGGAGGAGGACGACGACAGCUUCUCUUCAGAGCAGGAGGCCAGCGAUGAUGCUGUGCAAGGCCAGGAUCUGUACGACGAAGAGGAUGAAGUGAGGAAGCCGAAGAAAGCCCGGAGGAAAAUGAUCAGAACCACGUCCAUGAGCAGGCAACCGAACUUCAAGCAGAAAUUCGUUGCUUUGCUGAAGAGAUUUAAAGUGAUGGAUGAGGUUCUGGACUCCGACCCGGUGGGUCAGACCCGAGAAGUGGAGGAGGACCUGGGGCUGCUCUACGACAGCUUGGAGGAAUGCAACAACAGCGACAGCGGCCCUGAGCUGGAGGAUAACGAGAGCGUGCACAGCACCCCCAAGCCCACCCUGAGGCGUUUCUUUGAGGGCGUCUCUCACUCGGGUUCCCAGACUGAGAUCGGCAGUCUGCACGGCCAGAAAGGGCAGGAACAGGAGUCCGGCAGCCCUGGACAAGCAGAGAAGCGAAAGGCUGGAGCUCCGCGGGCCCUGGAGGAGGUGGGCGUGGAGGUGGUAACCGCGGUGCUGGAGGCGGAGGAGCCCUCCCCACGCCCCGGGGCGGCAGAGGCAGCCGGGCGGGAGAGCAGUGUUGACAGGCUGGCCCAGCUGGCCAGCGCCGGCAAGCCCGAGUCCCCAAACGCUGUGUCGCCCAGCAAAGCUGAGAGCAGACAGGUGUGGCGGCCCCGCAGCACCUCCAUGAAGGACCGGCAGAACUCGAAGGGGCAGAGCGACCGCGCCAGCAGCCUGGACAGCGAGAGCUCGCCGGACUCACGGCACAGCGCCCAGGUCCCCCGGAAAUCCGUCUAUGAUCAGCUGAACCAGAUCCUGAUCUCAGACGAGCAGCUUCCGGAGAGCAUCGUCCUGGUGAAUGUCGCCGAGUGGCAAGGGCAGUACCUGAGCGAGCAGCUCCAGGCGCACAGACAACCCGUCGUCUCCACCUGGUCCGUGGCCGACGUCCAGGCUGCCUUCAACACCAUUGUCGCCCGCAUCCAGAGAUACUGUAACUGCAACUCUCACAUGCCUCCCCCAGUCAAAGUGGCCGUGGCGGGGGACCAGAGCUAUCUGAGCAUCGUGCUGCGGUUCUUCGUGGAGCAGCUGGCCAGCAAGACCCCAGACUGGCUGAACUACCUCCGCUUCCUCGUGGUGCCACUGGGCUCACACCCGCUGGCCAAGUACCUGGCGUCUGUGGAUGGGAGGUACAGUGCCCUCUUCCUGGACACGGCGUGGAGGGAGCUGUUCAGCCGGGCCGAGCCCCCCAGCGCAGACACCGUGGACGUCCCUGGCCGCGUGGCUCAGUUCAUUGCAGGAGCCAGCCAGUCUCACCAGCUGCCCAUCUCCGAGGCUAUGCUGACGUACAAACAGAAGAGCCCAGACGACGACUCCUGCCAGAAGUUUGUGCCAUUUGUUGGGGUGGUGAAGGUGGGGCUUGUGGAACAGUCCUUCAGCGCCUCAGUGGACUCUGAUGACGCCACGGUCUGCACCAGUUCCCUGCUGAGCUCCGCACCUCCAGCCAACGCAGGGACCCCCCACAGCAAGGAGGCCAUGGGCACCCCACCGCCCUCCCCAUCUGUCAGCAGCGGCCUCUCAGGGGCUGGGUCCCUGAGCCCCGGCGUGGAGGUGAUGGGCCUGCAGGUCGACUACUGGACAAGCCAGGGGCCGGAGAAGAAGAAGGAGGGAGAAAAGCGGGAGAUGGGCUUGAAGAACACACUGAAGAGCAACUUCCGGUCGCUGCAGGUCAGCCGCGUGCCCAGCGCCGGGGAGCUGGUCCCCCCCAGCACCAUGGCCAUGACCGUGGUCACCAAGGAGAAGAACAAGAAAGUGAUGUUCCUGAGUAAGAAACCCAAGGAGAAGGACCUGGAGCCCAAAAGCCAAGUCAUCGAAGGGAUUACGCGCCUGAUCUGUACGGCUAAGCACCAGAACACCAUGCUCCGAGUGUCCAUCGACGGCGUGGAGUGGAACGACGUGAAGUUUUUCCAGCUAGCAGCGCAGUGGCCAACACACGUCAAGCAUCUCCCCGUGGGCAUCUUUGGCUACGCGAAGAGUGUGUGAGCCAGCCGGGCGGCCUGGGAGCCGGGACUCUGCUGAGUGUGGCAGGAGGCAGCGAUGGCCAUGGCCUGUCCCUUCUGCUGGGCCCCGCUCCAGGCCCUGGCUGUUCCCACUCAGUUUCUUUCCCCCAGGGGGCUUUUAACAUGCAGCUCGAACUGGUGCAACAGGGGAUCCACGUGGCUUCCAGCGCUGCCGCCCCCCAGGCCAGCCUCCCACUGGCAGGGGGCCACCCCAGGGAAGGGAGGGGGACUGGGAGCUGCUUGAGGGCGUCUUACUGGUGCUGCACCAGCAGACCAGGCUGCUCUGGCUCGUGCCAGGGGGUAGCUCAGCCAGUGGCACCCUCUGGCCAGGGCCUAACUCAGCCACCCCCUUUCGGCAGCUCCAGGGCCCCACUGGCAGCUCCAGGCAGUUGAGGGGUCUCUGCCCCACCCUGCUGUUUUGGUUAGGGGGGGUCAGCCCUUGCUCAAGGCCCUGCAGCAGCCCCUAGACCUGGGCCCAGCCCCCCUGCCGGAGCUGCAGCCUGUGGACAAGCUGAGGUUCUCCUAGCGCUGCAGGUGGGGGCCUCCUCCUCCAUCAGCUCCAGGGCCCCAGCGCUAGGGGAGCUGUGCUGCAGCGAGCCUGGGGGGCAGGCAAUGGCCGGGGGGGAGCAGAAAGCUGGGCUGGCCCAGCUGUGCCCUCAGCGCCAGGAGUCAGCACCCAGCCCUUCACCGAGCCUCCACCCGUCAGUCCGAGCUGCAGCCCCCGCCCAGAAAUGCUAGGGGCAGGCCCACCCGCUGCAGAUGGGGGACCCUGGGCACGGGCUGGCAUAGGGUUCACAGGAGGAGUGUGGCAGCCCCCCAGCCCUGGCACUGCAGCUGAUCUCACACUCCUGCCCUCCGCCUGGCAGACUCCAAGCCCAGCCCAGCCCCUCAUGCUGCCAAACCACUCCCUGCCCUCGGAGACCCAAACUGGGGGCUGGGCGGCCGGCGGGGGCGUUACCCUGUUUUUUUUACAAGAUUCUAUUUUUUUUAAACUUACUGUAUGGUUGCUUUUCUGAAUUAAUUUUAAUAAAUUAAUGCUGGUACCACUGUGA